AUGUCAUCAGCUUAUGCAACAUUAUUAGUUGGUCCAAGCUAUGUUCCAGGUGUAUUAACAUUGGGUAAAAAAUUAAAGAAUCUAAAAACAAAACAUAAACUUAUAAUAUUAUUAGAUACUUCAUCAAUUGAACCAGAAUUCAAACAAUUGAUAGAAGAAAUAUAUGAUGAAAUUAUUCCAAUAAAUGAUCAAAUUAUAAAAUCUCCAUUAGCUAAAUUAAAACAAGAAUUAAAUAGACAAGAACUUUCAGUUACUUUUAGUAAAUUAUUAUUAUGGAAUUUAAUUGACUAUGAUGAUAUAGUAUACCUUGAUUCUGAUAUUUUACCACUAAAGAAUUUUGAUGAAAUUUUUGAAAAUUUCGAAAUUAGUGCUGAUGAAAUUGCUGCUUCUCCAGAUUCCGGAUGGCCAGAUAUCUUUAAUUCAGGAUUAUUUAAAUUGAAACCAAACAAACAAACAUUUGAUAAAUUAAUAGAAUUUGCAUCAAAGGGUUCCGAUUCAACUUUCGAUGGAGCUGAUCAAGGAUUAUUAAAUGAAUUUUUCACCGAAUGGAAAAAAAUACCAUAUUUAUAUAAUGUUACACCAAAUUAUAGGAAUGAUUAUCAAUAUUUACCAGCAUUCAAAAAAUAUUUUCAUAAUAUUAAAAAUUUACAUUAUAUUGGUCAUCAAAAGCCAUGGCAUUAUGAAAACAUUUUAAGUAGUGAUUUAUCUAAUUUUCAUCAAUUUUGGUGGGAUGAUUUUAAUAAAUUCUUUGGUGAUGAUCAAUCACUAAAAUUUAAGAUCUUGAAUUUACCUCGUGGUGAAGCUUCGAAUUUAAAAUUCGAAAAAAUUCAAAAUUUAGAUAAGAAAUUAGAAGGUGAAGAUAUUUUGAAAGAUGAUUUAAAAGAAUUGAAAUUAGGACAAGAAGAAGAAAGUGUGGAUGAUGAUAUUGCAAAUGAAGAAAUUGAACAAAAAGUAUUUCCUUGGGAAUAUCGUGAAAGAAAACCUCCUUCAAGAGUUUUUGAAGAUUAG
Lodderomyces jiufengensis is the source of this 1008-nucleotide messenger RNA. It is a transcript of the gene GLG2, whose product is annotated as Glg2p. Bases 1 to 1008 code for a protein of 335 amino acids. The record is from RefSeq and is a predicted model, not a curated record. Gene Ontology annotation, molecular function: glycosyltransferase activity. Gene Ontology annotation, cellular component: cytoplasm. NCBI's taxonomy places the organism in Eukaryota, Fungi, Ascomycota, Pichiomycetes, Serinales, Debaryomycetaceae. The transcript has a single exon.